Messenger RNA from Nicrophorus vespilloides, 8128 nucleotides. RefSeq names its product protein unc-79 homolog (gene unc79). The coding region runs from base 227 to 8098 and encodes 2623 amino acids. The transcript has 31 exons. Gene Ontology annotation, molecular function: protein binding. The record is from RefSeq and is a predicted model, not a curated record. Lineage: Eukaryota; Metazoa; Arthropoda; Insecta; Coleoptera; Silphidae.
AUACAUAAUUUACGAUAAUUGAAGCACAUGCAAGAUAUUGCUAUGUGCAUCACUACAUAGCGUCGCGUAAGUGUUCGGGAUGCUAUCGAUCUGCGAUGCGAGCAACGAGCAGUUCUUAGGAUGUUGGGACCUAGGCUCGUGCCUGUGUCCCUGUAUUCUUUUAGAAUCCUCCAGAUCCUUAUUCUCUACCACUAUUGAUUUCUAAUGGGAUGACGAAGCCGCCCCUAUGUUGAAGAUUCCCGCACGUUUUAAACAAUGUGACCUCAGUGUUUCCCUUGCGUUUGAUUAUUGUGACUGCAUUGUCAACAUGGGUACCCGUGCUGCUGCAUUUACAGUCAAAAUACGCAACCUAUAUGACUUCCAGUUACGGCUUAUGCAAGGGGUUAUGCCACCCCCAUCGGGGGUGGACAUAGCAAAUACCAUCAAAUACUUCUCACAAACACUGCUUUCGGUCUUAAAAGAUGUACCCAAUUCUCCUCUUGAGCUUCUAAAAAAUCCAGAAAUGGACGCUACUCGCAUGGGUUUAUACCCUAGCCUCGACUACAAAGGUCUCUACAACUCUUUAAUCCCUCUGAUCGAAGUUGCACCUUUAAUCCAGUACGGCUUGCACGCUUUCGGCCAAGCAAUACUCCAAUGUUUCGGCUGUUUACUGCCUUUUUUAGAGCACGACCUGAUUGACAAUCUUCCUUAUUUGACUGCUUCAUCCAUCGCCGUCUUGCCGAGUGCCCUUCAUCAAGACAUCGUCAACUCAUUAUGCUUCUACAUCCUCCCAUUCACAAUAACUCGCCACAAAGAAAAGGAUUACGACAUCAGUAAUUCCGUAUCUGCUGUGAUAAUGAUGGUCUUUCAAUACUCCACGAAUCCCGCUCACCAUUGCCAGCUGCUCGAGUGCCUGAUGACCUUAAAGCAAUCAAUCUUGAAAGACAUCUUGAGCGUUAUAGCUUAUGGAAACAGCGCAGCACGUUCGUCCGCUGCAAAACUUUUGUUUUACUAUUGGCCUACAUUUAAUCCUAAUUUGUUCGACCGGAAGAACCUCAUUUGCAAAAUUGCAGAUCCGGCACCGUUCGUAUGUCAAAGGGAUUCCUGUCCGAACGCCGGAAAUGCGGAGGCCGCCAAAGUCUGCUAUGAUCAUUGCAUUUCCAUUACAUUCGCAACUGAUUCACCACCACCUUUGUAUUUAUGUAUUGAAUGCGCUAAUGAAAUCCACCGAGAGCAUCCAAAUCAGAUGUUUUUUGACAUUCUGCAUCCCAUGCAACAAGUUUCAAUGGUUUGCGAGAACAAAAACUGUCGCUCUACUGACAAAUCAGCCAUAUCAAUCUGCUUUUCGACGGAAUGUGCAAGCUACAACGGAAACCAUCCAAUUCGUUACUGCGAGCAAUGUCACAACAACCGACAUAAUAAUAGAAGAGGUGGUGACCACGUGGUGCACAGAAGUUUGCCACCAACGUGGUCAAUGGACGCCGAAAUGCAGACGUAUAUGGUAGAAGCAGUGGUAAGUCUACUGAAAGAAGCGAAAGGAACAUCAACUGAAACGAAAGAGAACAGCGACAACAAAAGCCCGGUGCCUUCGGUGGAUAACAUAACAUUAGAGGAACGACAACUAUUGGGUAGAUAUGGCGUUUGGUUGCUAGUGGGUCGUUGUACGCCAGACGAGAACACUCCGAUAGAAAUAUUGGGGCGGCUACUAGCCAUGCUCUUUCACUGGUUUCAUAUGACCGCAUAUUCGUAUGAUGGUCAAGAUGAGAGCACGCUGGAGAAGCUGAAAACCGAAAACGUGUGUGGAUGGUUGAGAGACAUCAGCGCAACGCAUUACCAAUUAUUCAUUUCUUGCCUGUUGCCUCAUCCACCUGAGUACGCAAGAGUCGGAGGCCAUUGGGACACACUCGCAUCCAGGACGUCCCACUUGAAAGAUGGCCUCAACCGUUUGUUUUGCUUGGUCCCAUAUGAAGUAAUAACGCAAGAUAUAUGGGAUUACGUGAUGCCGCAUUGGAUGGAAGCUGUAGUAAACGAUGUGCCUGAAAAAGAGUUGCCGGAACUUAGAAUCAUCUUGAGCAAGAUCCUGGACACGGAGAUGAGUCCGCUGGGAUUCGAUGCGAAAAAGAUGUACAACUUCGUUGCGCAGCGAUUCGAGAAAACUUCUGCAAAAGUACAAGAACAAGCUUUACAUUGGUUGCAAACGUUAACCAUGUUAGAAAUUGUGAUACCGUUAAAUUUAUUAUUUUCCAUCUUCGGCGAUGGGGUUAAGUAUAUGAAGUGCGGCGAGGAGGUCAGUGAGAAGAUCGUCAAGCAGAAGCCGGAGGUCAUUACUGCCAACGGUUUCCUUGUAGCCACUCCGAAUAACGUUAACUCUAUCACCCCGGUGAUCGAGGACUGCGUCGAUUCGGCUACUACCUCCUUGUCCGAUGACGAAGGACGAUUCUCUCAUCAAACACAAUUCGAGACUGAUGCCGAAAGGAACCUGUUUUGUUGUAUUCUUAUGUUGGAUAUUCUCUUGAAGCAAAUGGAACUGCAAGACAUCGACAAGCACACAGGCUUGAACUCGCUGCUAUGCAAGGACGUCUGCUGGCUUCUCAAGUGUAUGGUAACAGCUGCUUGGAUCGGAGGUCAUAGCUGCAAGCGAGAGUCGGAAUGCGGAUACUGCGAGUCCAGCAUCAUGUGGCACCAACUGUCGCUGCAGCUAAUCAAAUAUCUGUCGCCGAUUUACCCGGCGCAUCCACCCGACCCGCCCCUCGAAGAGAACCAGGAUGAUGGACAUAACCGGAAGAGCCCUCCGGAGAGCGAUAAAAAAGAUUCCAAGUCAGAUGUUGUUUUGAAUAUGCCCAUCCCUGAAAUUCAUUCGGUUGGUGGUGUUUUGGUUCAUAUGCCGCAUGUCUGUUCGAUUAUGACUGCCACCGUGGAGACUGUCUCCGAGCAAUUAGACCUGGCUGCUAUAAUUCCAGCAGAGAAGGUGGUAUCAGCUGUGGCGAGGGCUAUUACAUUGUCGGAGUCGGAUGUUGCUACGGCAACAGUACAGGUGGCAAAGCCUCAGGUGAUUGGUGAGAACGACGAGCCGAUGGAAUCCGAUUUGGGGGACGACAUGGAAAACUUCUGGCAUACAUCAAUUGGGAAGUUCAAAUUCAUCGUCGAGGAGCUACCGCAGCCUCUGCAGUAUAUUUACCAACUACUUCACGAACUGCCAAAAAUGGAGAAGCCCGAUGUGCUGUACUACAUGCUGCAAUGUUUGAAUGUUCUGAUUUUACAUGGAGACGCAUGUACAAAAGCCUCCAAAGAACACCGCGGUUUUUUCAUUUGGUGUCAAGAGAAUCUGCUGAUUAAGAAUUUAUGGAAUUUAUGCAAUGCGGAACAUUCGCACAUUUGCCAAGAAUCAGUGCCUUUGCUUUUGCACUGUAUAACCUUGCCAGCCGGUUCCGACGUGUUUUGGAGGGUUAUACAGGAAGAAUUCCAUAGCACCGAUUGGCGAGUACGUUUUGUCGCCGUGGAGCGUGUUACUGUUAUAGCUAGAUUUAUGGAUUCCAGUCCACUUCGCAAUAAUUUGUCAUUACAAGCUGCCUUAGCAAAUGCAUUUUGCUAUCUAAUUUCAAGUAUGGAUGAUUCCAAUGUCUAUAUCGCACAAAGAGCCACAUUAUAUUUAGGGACAAUACACGACAGCGCAAUAAAGUCAUUGAUUAUGUGUUUGGAAACCCAAUUCGACUCAGUAAUUGUCGAUAGGCCAAUGGUGCUCCAAUCAAUAUAUCAGUUGCACAAUUCGUUAAGCGAGAGAAAAAUUUUAAACUGGGAUUUUUUCCUGAACCGUUUUGAUACAUUAUUUCUAGAAGCACAAAUUAAUUUAGAGAAAUCAGGCGACAUAGUUACAUAUUUAAGAGAUUUACGAAACACAGAAGUAAAUAGUGAGGCCUUCUUAAGGAAGCUGCAUAGAGCAAAUGAAGCGCUCUCUCAAUCAGACGGAAGUUGCCUGAGCUCAGUGAAAACGCUGAGCGCAAGCUUCGGAACGAAAUGGCCUUACAAACGCACAAUGUCAGCACCAGCUUCCAUUUUACCCCGUCACGAUGUUAAAGAAUCAAAAGAAAAAGUGUACAGUCGACAAUACUCAGCCCCGAUCUUGAAACGGAAAAGUUCCAGGUUUGGACUCGAUGGCCAUAUGCAUUCAUUGAACGUCGUCGAUGAUCAAAAUAUCAUCGGAUUCUUGCAACGGGUCAUCGAUUUGGAGGAGUCGGACAAAGAGACGAUGCAUCUGCUGGUGUUCUUGUUGCUACAGUUUCUGUCCAGAUCAGACCAGGCGUUCCCAACGGAAGAUAAACAGAUCACAAAAACUCAGGGAAUUGUUCUUAGACAUCUUUAUUUACUAUUGGGUUACAGCCAGAACGACAGAGGUCUAUAUUUACCGCCGCAACGAUUGCGGACUUCACCAGCGUUCAAUGUAUAUCUUUCGAUUCUACCGCAGUUGAUGGACCAAAAUCAUCUGAUGGGUAGAAUACUAUUGUCGACUUCGUUAAUUUUAUUGCAAUAUGCUCCGUCACCUUUUUAUAUACCAAAUAGUUUAGAAUUCCAACAACCAACUUAUAGCUUAUGGGCUCUAGAAUCCCAAAGCAGACGGAACUGGCUAAUGUCAUUAGUUGUCUUGUUAUAUAAGUAUCAGUAUAUUCAGCAGCCUCAAUGUAUGCAACUUAGUUCGUUAAUAAAAAUAGUUUUGAACUCGUUGGACGCUCAACAUCAUCAGUGCAAACGUAUUCCGGCAACAAUAGCUAUGGGCGUUCCACCAUCAAGAUCUAGAGAUGUUAGUCAACCAUCUUUAGGCACAGACAAUGAACAUAUUGAACGGGUGACUACUCCUCCGUUAUCACCGAUGUAUUCGGGUGAAGGGCAAUCAGUCCAAGUGUCUGUAAGUUCAAAAGGUGGCAAAUCGCAAGUUAUGUAUACAAAACCAUCGUCUGCAGCUAGUAUGGAAACUCACUGGGAAGAAGCUAUUCAACCUGAUAAGAAAGAACGGAUUCGGAAAACUACUGAAUUCAGUUUAGAUGGAGAUGAAACCGAGUCUGAACUAAUAGCCAUACCAGAGAGUGAUCUGUCCGAUAGCACAUUGCACGGAAGUGUUCAAGAUGAAUUUGAAGAAACUGGCGACGAGUGCAGCGUCUUGAAGCAAGAUCGGACAGUGUUAAAGAUGCUCGAUACUUUGGAGAUCAAGAGGGAGAAAGGUAAAUCUAAUAAGAGGCCGACGUGGUUCAUCGGCAGCGAGGAGGACUCGGUAAAAUCUUGGGAACACAAGAACUUUACGAUACAGGACCUCGGCAAGGGUGAUAGUUAUGCAAAGAAUCGCAGCAAGUUCUCUGGCUUUGUUAAUACAGCCGCGUUGGUAGCGGGUGUUCCGAAUAUCCAGAUGGCAAAAACUGUAACCACGGAUUCGCACAGACAAGUUACCUGCUCAUCGAUUGAUACUCACCACAUCACAAAACCUACGCCUAUAGGAAAGCAUAAAAAGGUUAUAGAACCUAGUAUUACUCCAGUUUGUACUCCGGUUUCAGAUUGCGACGACUGUUAUAAGAAUCAAAAUCAGCACUUACUUCCCGCGCCAUCGAUCGAACGACUGUUGCCGAUUGGAUCGGCACGAACGCCAGAUUCGCCGAGAAUAUCAUCGUUCUUACCUAGUGUCGAUUCACAGUUAGAAAUUCCUAGCCAAGAAAGAUUAUUGCCCAUAGGGCAACACAAUAAAGAUAUCGCUCAGUUAGUAGAUAAAGUUCGACAAGCUUUAGGCAUCACUAUACAACCGAAUACGAAACUAGACUGCAAGAAAAACGAUAUUAAAGAGCACGUGCAGAUCCAUCAGAUCCAUUCGCAUAGUCCCAGAAGGUUAAUUAAGCAAGUAGCUUUGGAGAGUCCACCGAAUCCGAUUGAUAUCGAAGAUUCAGUAUUUAAAAUAUCAAACCCUGACAAUAAACGUAAAACAUGUGGAUUGAAUAGCAACAUUAUUAGCGAUGAGCAUUUUUGCGUAGUUACUUCGAAUAUUGAAGAUGGCUUAUUGAAUGCUCGACAGAGGAUGAGAAAAAUUGGGCCCUUCACAAUGGGAGCUUAUGCAAUUCGCGAUCCCGUGAAGCCAGGUUCUUGGUAUAGUCCACAGGCAUCCCCGAAGCUAGAUAUAAACGAACUCAAACAAAGUUCUUUUCGAAUUGGUGAAGAAUGCGUUAACCAAAGAUGUUCCGAAUGCGGGACUAUGAUUGAAGAAUAUAGCGAUGAAGAAGUUGGACUUUGCAUUGUUACUUUAGGGACGUUUAUACAUCGAGAACCAGCGUUGGCUGCACCUCUGUUACCAGAUAUAUUAAGCAUCGUUGCUAAAGUUGCUACGAACGCGAACUACCCUUGGCAAAGCGAAAGCAAUAUCCAUUUACCUGGUGGUGCUAUAAGCGUGGCUCAUCAAUUUCUUAGAUGCGUACUACACCAGCUUGCACCUAAUGGAGUAUUCAUUCAGAUGUUCCAAACUCAUGCAGUAACCACGACGCGCAUACAAUUUUUUAAAAGUGUUAUACAAGCAUUGAUUGAUUUCAAUGAGUUGGGCCCUGUAGCGCCUUUACAAUUGUUGUUAGAAACAUUAAACUCGAAGAAAACGCUGCCUGUCGAGUCGAUGCCAAUUAUACUAGAGAAUAUGGCUUGUUACUUAGAUUGUUUGCCUUUAGAGGCAGCUUUAGGACCUACGUCUCCUAUAUGGAACAAUGUAUUACAGCAAUUAGAAAUAUUAUUUAGGAAGUUAAUACUGUUACUGAACACGGUAGAAGAUAUAAUGCCAUUGCUAAGGAUCAUGAUAACCAUAUUUAAGAUACCCGUUAUAUCACAAUACAAAGGAAUACUCGAACCAUUUUCCAAAGUACUGAGUUACGCAAUUCAAACAAACGUAUUAAAAUAUAAUUAUCUAGUCGAUGUAUGUUACUUAUGCAAUAGAGCUUUCACGAAGGAUCGUGAUAAGCUGAUUUUAAGCCGCAUGGUUGUGUACGAGUUGGUUCAAGCUUUAAAGUUUAAAACAUCAAUACCAGACUCGAAUUUGUUGAUGUUAAUCAACUUAGUGCUUCAGGAUAUAGGUGGAUCAAUUCCAGCAAAUGUAGUAUUGCAAGAGUCAAAUCCAUACUACUUCGACUACGGACCAAUCUUCAAUACCAGCGUCUCUGAGUGCAUGAGACUCCACCUGGGUGACAUCCUCGAGUUCUUGACCGACUUCCACACCUUGGCCAAGAUAAAAAGUUAUUGUAAAGGAGUAACAGUGGGUUUGAACGAAGACACCAUUGGGGGCAUUAUAAAAUGUGGUGUCGCGCAGUAUCUAGCCUUGGAAAUCACCAGAGGCAAUGGCAGGGAUAAUAGGGCCGUAUCUCGAUACCUCCCUUGGCUCUAUAAUUCAUCUACAUUACAACAAACACCUAAAGAGUUUGUAGAAUGCAUUAGUCAUAUUAGAUUGUUGUCAUGGUUAUUGUUGGGAUCUUUGAUGCAUACUGCUUUGCAUGGCGGUGGACACGGCCAUACUUUGAGCCAACCAAUACCGCAAGAAGCCUCCUGUCAAAUAGCUGAUCAUAUUCAAGUUAUAAUGGCUGGAUUCGCUGAACAACCCAAAGCUUCGGUACUCCAUAUGUCUUCCUUAUUUCACACUUUCAUUUUGUGUCAGCUUUGGACAGUAUAUUUGGAACAAGGCCUAAGUUCUCAUCUGCCUAUUUCAGAGGCCUACAAUAUUACCAUGAACAUAUUGUUUCAUUUCUGGGACAAAGUCACCCCAUGUAUUCUCCAAUUAGUGCAGCAUUCUAAAAUGUUAAGCGAAAUAGUCAGUUUGCAUUUUUUGAGCAUGUUAGAAGCUCUGAUCGAAUGCCAGUCGACGUUUGUAGGGAAAUUGUUACCUCUCUGGACACCAGUACUUUGCUCCAAUCAAAUACAGUUGCCUGGUCAUCUUCAAGUCAGACUACAGAACUGUCGCAACUUCGUACCGAUAAUCCAUUCCGAAGUACUUCCAGAAAAGUCUAAACAAUAUAUACACAAUCCUGUUUUGCUGAAGUGGCUUCAACGGCUGCAGUUUAAAAUGGGUCAAAUUGAACUGCAAUCGUCGACUGCUACGCAAUUCUAUUCUUUGUAGUUAGUGAAAAGUAAACAAAUAAAUUUUGAA